CAUUAACCCUAUCAUAUUUUCCUUGAGAAAUCAUUUCCCCAUAGAUCUAGCUAUGACAAGAAAGAAAGUAAAUCUUGCAUACAUAGCAAAUGAUAGUGCAAGGAAGGCCGCUUUCAAGAAAAGGAAGAGGGGUCUGUUGAAGAAAAUGAGUGAGUUGAGUACCCUGUGUGGAAUCCAAACAUGUGCAAUUAUUUACAGUCCCUAUGACCCCGAACCUGAGAUUUGGCCUUCCCCCUUGGGGGCACAAAGCGUGAUUGCAAGAUUUAAGAGCAUGCCUGAGGCGGAACAAAGCAGAAAAAUGGUAAAUCAAGAAAGUUUCUUGAGACAAAGAAUAACCAAAGCAAAGAACCAAUUGAAGAAGCAGCAAAGAGAGAGCAGAGAGUUGGAGAUGACCCAAGUCAUGUACAGGAGCUUGGUUAGAGAUCAAGGGCUGCAAAAUCUGGGUGUUGUAGACUUGAACGACUUUAGAUGGCUCAUAGAGAAAACUGUAGAGGAGAUUGACGAGAGAAUCAAGUCCCUUCGACAACAAAUAAUUACUCCUCCCCAAGUCGUGACUGCAGGGACAAGCAGCAACCAUGUUAAUCAUACCGGUCAAGAGAUAAUUGGAUUGAGGAAUGAAGAGAUGGCAGCAUCACAUGAUGAGAAUCCUCAAUGGUUAAUGGAGAUGCUGAGAUCGAAUGAGAACGACGUUGGGAGGAACGAAGCCAUGCUGCCGUAUGCAUUCAAUAAUAACAGUAACAGUUUGUGGUCUACUUUUAAUUUCCCAUAA
Molecule: messenger RNA, 769 nt
Organism: Carya illinoinensis
Lineage: Eukaryota; Viridiplantae; Streptophyta; Magnoliopsida; Fagales; Juglandaceae
Product: agamous-like MADS-box protein AGL80
Exons: 1
Coding region: 53-769 (238 amino acids)
Biological process (GO): positive regulation of transcription by RNA polymerase II
Molecular function (GO): protein dimerization activity; DNA-binding transcription factor activity, RNA polymerase II-specific; RNA polymerase II cis-regulatory region sequence-specific DNA binding
Source: RefSeq, a predicted model, not a curated record